AUGGCUGGUCCCGGUCCUGGCGGCCCCGGCCAAGGCGCUGCGCCUGGCUCUGGACCUGGCGGUCCCGGACCGGGUCCAGGUGGAGCUGGGUCAGGAGGCCCACCGCCCCCGCCAAGCCAUCCAAUGAACCCGGCUGCAACAGCCGCGGCGGCGCACCACCACCAGGCGCAGGCCCAAGCCGCCCAACAGCAACAGCAGCAACAUCAACAACAGCAGCACGCCGGCAUGCAACCGCAGCACCCUGCGCACGCUGCAGCUGCAGCUGCAGCGGCGCAUCAGGCGCAGGCGCAGGCGGCCGUCGCCGCUUCAAGCGCCCGCCUGGCAGACCUGCUCGAGUUUGUCAAGCACGAGUUCGACCUGCUCGGUAACGAUGCGGCGCAGCUCAAGGGCCAGAGGGACGAAUUUGAGCAUAUGAUCUCCAAUCAGGUCGGUGAAGUACAGCGCAUGCAACAGCACAUUGUAGAGCUCGAAAAGAGGCACAGCGCCAUGGCUGGGCAGUACGAAGAGGAAAUUAAACGGCUGCGGAACAUGCUCGAUGUACGCGCUUCUUCAGUCGGACCGCCUCCGCACAUGGGCCCACCCGGCACGGCGCGCAUCGAUAGUUCGGCGGAGAUGCGCGAGCGAGAGCGCGACGGCGGCGCACCGCACCUGCCGCUCUCGUUUGACCGGCGCGCUGCGGCUUCUGCGGCCGAGGAGGAGCGCAUGAAUGGUUACGAGCGUGAGCAGGGAGAGCGCGACAGGGAUAGGGAUGGUAGGCCGUUCGGCGGGCCGGAAAAGCGCAUGCGUAUCGAGCGUGAGCGCGACCGCGAGUGGGACCGCGAUAGCCUCCGGGACCGGGAAGUGCGGGAGCGGGAGUUGACCAGCGGCAGCACAGGCAAGGGCAAUGGGCGAAGCGGGGGAGCUGGCAGCCCGAUCCCCUCAUCGAACCACUCAGCGUCGGGCAAGGAUUCGGCGCGCUACGGCGCCGUCUCGGCCGCUUCGCCGCGCGGCCUGCCGCUUAUGCACGGCCGACACGCGUCACCUGGCCGCGAGCGCGGGUCGAUGCUGCCCACUGGCGGGGAGCAAGCGGCUGCAGCUGUUGUGGCGGGUAAUGCGUCGCUGGCGAACCUGAGCGAUCUGGAUCCGGACGAGGUGCCGAAGGAUCUUAAGAAGGAAGGCAGCGACUGGCUCGCCAUCUUCAACCCAAAGGUCAAACGCGUGCUUGAUGUCAAUCUGGUGCACACACUCAUGCACGAAAGCGUCGUCUGUUGCGUUCGCUUCUCCCCUGACGGCAAAUAUCUAGCUACAGGCUGUAACAAAAGCGCGCAGAUCUACGAUACCAAGACGGGCGCCAAGAGCUGCGUCCUGUCCGAACAGCCGCCGAACAGCAAGGGUGACCUAUACAUCCGCAGCGUCUGCUUCUCGCCCGAUGGCAAGUACCUAGCGACCGGCGCCGAGGAUCGGCAGAUCCGGAUAUGGAAUAUCGCGACCAAGAAGGUCAAGCACCUGCUGCAAGGCCACAAGCAGGAAAUAUACUCGCUUGAUUGGAGCCGCGACGGGCGCAUCAUCGCGUCCGGCAGUGGCGACAAGACUGUGCGCAUCUGGGACGUUGACAGCGGCGAGCUGAUGCACACGCUUUACACCAGCCCCGGCAUGGAGCAUGGCCCGAGCGAGGCGGGCGUCACGAGCGUCAGCAUUAGCUCCGACAGCCGGCUCGUCGCGGCCGGCGCGCUUGACACGCUCGUGCGCGUCUGGGACGCCAAGACGGGACGCCAGCUGGAGCGGCUCAAGUCGCACAAGGACAGCAUCUAUAGCGUCAGCUUUGCGCCUGACGGAAAGAGCCUCGUCUCGGGUAGCCUCGACAAGACGCUCAAGAUGUGGGACCUCACGGACACCUACCACGCCCUCAACGAGGGUAGGUACCCGCCUGAUACCGGCCGCGACGACGACCGGCUCGGCAACGCCAGCUGCGCCGUCACGUUUUUGGGGCACAAGGACUAUGUCCUCUCCGUCUCGUGCUCGCCCGACGGCCAGUGGGUCGCGUCUGGAAGCAAAGACCGCGGCGUGCAGUUUUGGGAUCCAAAGACGGCCGAAACGCAGUGCGUCCUCCAGGGGCACAAGAACUCGGUCAUUGCCAUCAACCUCUCGCCCGCUGGCGGACUGCUUGCCACUGGCUCUGGCGAUUUCAAGUGA
Tilletiaria anomala UBC 951 is the source of this 2172-nucleotide messenger RNA. RefSeq names its product WD40 repeat-like protein. The transcript has 4 exons. The coding region runs from base 1 to 2172 and encodes 723 amino acids. Gene Ontology annotation, molecular function: protein binding. NCBI's taxonomy places the organism in Eukaryota, Fungi, Basidiomycota, Exobasidiomycetes, Georgefischeriales, Tilletiariaceae. The record is from RefSeq and is a predicted model, not a curated record.